GAUGGCAGCCAAGCACGACCUGAGGUGGCCGCGGUUGUUACUGUGGAGGAUGUGGCGGGCCCGGGGAGCGUCGCCAAGUCUGGGAUGGAGUCUGGGCCUAGGGGCGAGGACUUGUUCCCGGGGCGAUGGCCCAUACUCGCGCACGGCGUUCUAUGAGCUGCUCGGCGUCCCCUCCACGGCCACGCGAGCGCAGAUCAAGGCGGCCUACUACCGGCAGAGCUUCCUCUACCAUCCGGACCGCAACUCGGGAAGCGCCGAGGCUGCCGAGCGCUUCACGCGCAUCUCCCAGGCCUACGUGGUGCUGGGCAGUGCCACCCUCCGUCGCAAGUAUGACCGCGGCCUGCUCAGCGACGAAGACCUGCGCGGCCCCGGCGUCCGGCCCUCCAGGACGACUGCGGCCGACGUCGGCUGUCCCCGCACCCCGUCGGCCUCCUCUCGCGCCCAGAGCCGGGAUCAGGCCGCGCCGGGCGCCAGCCGCACCAUGUUCGACUUUGACGCCUUCUACCAGGCGCACUACGGAGAACAGCUGGAGCGCGAGCAGCGCCAAAGGGCGCGGCGCGAGGCCCUUCGCAAGCAGCAGGAGGCCAGGGCCAAGAAGGGCUACCGCUGGGACGAGACCCGAGACACGGCUUUGGUCUUCUUUCUCCUCAUCAUCUUUGUCAUGAUCAGCUUUCGUGUUUAAUGGGAGAGAGGAGGGAAGGGGAGGAGCCCCUGGCUAGCCCCAAGAAAAUGGCCUUUCCUGUCUGCCGAAGCCAGUAUCUUCCCUAGCCUACCUCUGCUGGGGGUCGGAAGGAACUGAUCUUCCCGCUCCUGUCCCAAACCCUGCCCCUAUGGUCGAGAAAAGGAGGCUUUUCCAUGCCUAAGAAAGAGGUCCCAAGACCAACGGUUUGGAAAGGCUGGGUGUGAAGGGUCAGAGAAGGGUUUUCUGGAGUCCCCUGAGUGUCUGCUUCCAGAGGUUGCCUUUUGAUGUUGUCAACUUCUGGAACACUUGCUCCGACUUCAUGGUAAAGCCUGGAGCAAGAAUCGGCUCUUGCUGCCCUACAUGUGUACCACUGGGGCUCCUCUGUAACCUUGAAACCAUGCCAUGUGACUAAUUGUUGGCGGCCAAAAGAAAAAUUCUGGGGUUGUACGACACUUGUAUUUCUGUGAGUUCCCCAAGCCACAGGUGAGAGACCUAAUCUAGAGUAAGACUGGGAAGUGUGGAAACCUUGCCAUGCCUCUUGUCAGCCCCAGACCCCGCUCCCCCUUCUGCUGGUGGCAUGUGGGAGUGAGAUAACAAGGUCACCAAGCGUAGGGAAUGAGUGUUCCUGUGCCUAUAUUUGUCUAUUGUUUGACCUUGGAUAAGUUACUCUGGGCAUGACAGCAGAGAAGUAAAUCAUCUGCUCUCAAGGUCUCUCCACGCUUUAUGAUCUGUAGUUCUGAUGCGCUCAGUGAUUAUAACAUGGAUGCUAGUAGGGCCGGGUUCACCUAUGGGACCGAGCGCACAUCACCCUUCUACCAGCCAGCCCCAUCACUAACUUGCAGCUCAUUCCCAUCAAGAAAUAGAGCAACAAACUCAGAGCAUGAGUCUCCUGAAUGGCUCAUCCGUCUGUUUGGCUUUCAGUGCUUAGCACAGGCCCCACAAGCCAAGUCCUUGAAGCAAGGCCACUUAAUGCUGAGGGAGACUUUGGGGGUUGAGAGCAGACAGGAAGGACAGGGACAUUUCUCUGAGACAGGAGGCUUGCUGGUCGAGGUGGAAACUGUUCCUUAUUCAGAGCUGGCUGCAGGUUUUUGUUUGUUUUUUUCUCUCCUUCUAAUUAGUGCUAAGCGGUUGAUCAUCCCUUGGUGAGGAAUGGGUUGGCGGUAGGAUUGUAGGUGCCCAGGUGUUUAAGUACUGGGCCUGAGUGUAAAGCUGUGGGAUGGGAAAACUUUCAGGAGGUCUGUGGCAAGGGUGACCCUAAAAUCUAGGGUCUGGUUGAAAGCCAGAGGUGCUUUGGUAAAAGUAACACUAAUUCCUCCACUCAGUCUUUUGCAUAAAAUCCUUGUAUACAUUGGGAUAAGCCCGCAAUUGGAUAGUCCAACUUGGGCUCUUGGAAACUAAGCUCCUAGCCACGGCUUGCAGUGACCACAGUACCCCAGUGUUCAGUUGUAAAGAUUUGAGCCUGCCCUGGUUCAAGCCUGCAUGGCUUAUUGAACCUUGAUUUUGGAGGGCGGGAGAACAUGCACUUUAAAAAAGAAUAUUUACUGUUAUGAUGUUUCAUAUUUGAAAAACAAGAGGGGAAGUCUCUUUUUAAAAUACAAACCACAGGAAGUAAAGGCUGGCAAAAUGUACUGAAGUUAGUGAUUCUCAGCCAAGGAAGUGGGGCAUAGAAGUCCUUAGGGGCAAGAACUUUUUUUUCUGUCAGAAAGAGUUGGGGUAUUGUUUUGUUUUUGAGUUGUAAAAGCACUGUGGUCUGAAUUGCUGGGGCCUUUUCAUUGGCCCCUUGACAUGGACCUCUCAAGUUUGUUUUCUCUUGGUGAAGAUCAGAGCCAAGAAUAUACAUUGAGGCCCCAGAACCCAAAGGUGGACAGAAAGUUACAGAAGCGGAAGGAAGACCCAAACUACCUCAAACUUCCAGAACAUUCCAUGCAAUUCUAAGCAGGAUAGUCAAUAAAAGUUUAUUCACCAUCCAAAUCGAAGCCUCUCCCAUUGUCCAAAACUAGGCCUGUUCCACUCUGCUCAUGUCCAUCCCUAACUGCCUCAGGUCUUUUUAGGCCAGAGCCGAAGACUAAAGAGCCCUACUCGGUUCCCUCCUUAAAACGGAGUCUGGGUUCUGCAUGAAAGGGAACGUGUGUGGGAGAACCUUUAAAGGACCACCUUCUUCCCUCCCAGUCCUUCCCCUGUGGUCUUGUCCUGGUUUUUUCUUUCUCUGCUUCCUGCCUGCCCUGGAUGUUAGCCCCUGCUAACCUUCCUGAUAAUGGAGGAAGACAUGCCCACCCUUAAGCCCCUCUUCUCCAUUUGGUCACAAACCAAAACAAAAAUCCUUGGAAGUUUGGACCAGUAGUGGGAGGCCAGGGCAAGAGGGGCCCAACCUGCCCCAGGCUGUGCUCAUGGGGGUAGGGAUGAGGGUGCAAGUACCAGGCUGAGUGAGCAGCAGGCACAGCUCCUAAUGGAGACACAGGCAACAAGGCCAGAGUCACAGUUGUUUCCUGUGUCUAGAUAAUGGUUAUUCUUGUCUUUGGAUUUCAUCAUGACUUUUUUUUUAUCCCUCCAGAGCCAAAUUGUAUUUUCCCUGUGUUGCCCUUUAUUUAUCACUGGUGAAAAUGACCCUUUACAGAUCCCAGCAUUGAGGGAGUAGGGCUCUUGCUUCCUUCUGAGGUUCUGGUGUUCCAUUUGCUGGUGCACCUUUUCCUCUCUAACGGUCCCAGUUUGAGCCUGGAUUAUUGAUGAGAAUCACUUUGGUCAAAGAGAGUUAGGCCCUGAUUGACUCUGAAGGUCCCUGUAGCCAUAGCCUGAGGCCAAGACACCCAAGUGGAGCCCGAGUGAGGGCCAGCAGCAUGCCUUCUUUGGAAAUUGGGAGGGGUGUAUGUCUCAGACCUUUGGGCUUCCUGGAUGUUGCCCAGACCCCGCGAAGAGAAGCUCAGAGAAAGCCCAGAUGGUGAGCAGUGAAGCUACUUCAAUCUACUCUCCCUUGAAUCUCAUUGCACUAGAAAAUUGGGCAGUUCCUUAGCCCUGCGAUGAGGUGAUGCGCUGCCACCUGCCCAUGAGCAGGAUCAUGGGGGAAGACCCGACUCACCUGCCCUCAGCAGCUUGCGCUCAGGUCUCACUUGCGGCCCUGGUGGCAGUGGAGUUUGCAAAGCAGCCAAGUGUCCCUCUGUUAAGAUGCCUUAGGAUGAUAGGAAAAGUUGGGUCUGGACUGUGACCUCACAUCGGCCACACCCCCAAGAAGCCAGUGCCGAGUUCCGCUCACCAUCUGUCCUGAGGCCAUAGUCUUACUCUUGGUGCCGCCUCACCCCUGGGGCCUGUAGGGCCUGUGGUGGUCUUACAGGGGCCUGGCCCUGGCAUCCUGCCUUUGCCCCCUCAACAUUGUGUCCUUUAGCCCUGGGAGGGGACUGUCCCUAGGGGAAAGAAAGCCUCUUUCAGGAGCCCCAAGAGCAGACAGAUUCGUGGCCCACAGGCCACAGACAACCUGUAAACAAUGCUUGGCUAGCACAGUGUAUUAAAAUAACGUUAGCCAACAUUCAGAAAUUGAGGGGCCACCUAAAAAUCUAGCUGACUUCUCUCAAAAAAUGAGAAUGUGCUGCCAUUGAGCUCACACACUUGCAUUACGCCAUGGGAGAGGCUGAGUAACACCUGCCCAUUAGAUAGGACAUUGCUCCCAGGUGGCUGCACUGCCCACCAGUGGAGGUGAAGAAUAAAACACUGUUUAUCCACACACUUGCACCAUUUUUCUUAUAAUAGAGAAAUAAUUCCCUGUAUCACAGGUCUGUCGUGAAGGGAAACACAAAAGGACCAUGCAUUUCCAGAAAAUAGGAACAGGGUGUGUUUCUUUGUGGAAAGGGUCUUCUUUUCUCCUCUGUCACCUUCCUGGCCCCUACAGGUGGUGGGGUUGACAGAUCCCUAGUCUACAGCCCAUGUUGCCAUAAGAACCCUCACUUUGUGAG
Choloepus didactylus (southern two-toed sloth) is the source of this 4623-nucleotide messenger RNA. It is a transcript of the gene DNAJC30, whose product is annotated as DnaJ heat shock protein family (Hsp40) member C30. Lineage: Eukaryota; Metazoa; Chordata; Mammalia; Pilosa; Megalonychidae. Bases 2 to 682 code for a protein of 226 amino acids. The transcript has a single exon. The record is from RefSeq and is a predicted model, not a curated record.